Paramuricea clavata is the source of this 363-nucleotide messenger RNA. The record is from the annotation of a GenBank genome assembly. NCBI's taxonomy places the organism in Eukaryota, Metazoa, Cnidaria, Anthozoa, Malacalcyonacea, Plexauridae.
AUGAAAGAGAAUGCUGAUACCGCAGCCAAAGCAAAACCACACAGCCUUCAAGUUGAGGACACUGUUUUCGUUCAUCAAAAACACAUCAAUAAACUAUCCUCACCGUACAACAAACAUCCAUACACAAUCGUCAAGACCAAAGGUAGUAUGAUAACGGCAAGAAACGCAACCAGCUACAUAACAAGAAAUGGCUCGACUCGCAGUUCAAGAAAAUCACCAUCACCACACAUCAGCAAGAUCAUGCAGCAGACCCUUUUCACGAUGAGGACAUCAACAUUCCUACACUGGACCAUCCUGCGGAAAUUAGGCGUUAUCCUACAAGAGAAAAUAGGAGACCCGGCCCCCAGAACGUCUAAACAUUGA